AUGGCUGCCAUGGUUGGAGCGCGCAGGGCUCUCCUCGCCGCCCGCUACUCCCCACGCGGCGAGCUCGCGGCGGCGCUCGUCUCACCCGCCCGGCGCGUCGAUUCGCUGCCCAGUCUUCCAGCUGGAGGAGGAGGAUGUCUGCGUUCUUUGGCUCAACAUCGAGGCGCAGGCAGUCUGGCAUCUGAACAAGUUGAUGGGGACUACCACCACGAGUGGGGAGUGCGAAGCGAAGGGAACUACGGGGAUCCCCGCUCAAAUCACUCAGCUGAUCGUCACAGCCGCCCCCUGCAGAGGGAUCCCCCUUCAGCUCAUUCUUCAGAAGGCACCAACUCCAGAGAUAAAAGUGUGCAUGUUGGUGGCGCUGUCAACGCACCUUAUGGACGCAAUUCCGAGCAGUAUUACCAAAGCGGUGGAUCAUAUGGCUUGCCAAAUAGCCGUCAGCCGUAUAACGGUGCAAGGGUGAAUAGUGAGGCACCUGGGUAUAAUACCAGGCAACCGUAUGGGGGCGGUAGUGCGUACGGUCACCAAAAUCCCAAUGGCGAUCUACCGAAUGCACAUCAUCAGCAGCACAAUGGCGCAAAAGCUAAUAAUGGCCUUUCUCCAGAUGGUAACGUGCAAAUGAAUCGUGAUCUUGCUGGAUAUGACACAUACAACUCUGGAUACAACACCCAAGGUUACCAGCAGAGAUAUACUAGUGGGCAGUAUGGAUACGGUCCAUCAGCAUAUCAAGACUCAACUGGAAAUGGUCAUCAAGUCUUUCAGCAGCAGAAAGUUGGUCAAACAUCUGAUGGUAACUACACAAAUAGGCCUGGCAAUUCUGCUUCGCAAUAUCCAAACCCAAGCAGUUCCGGCAAGGAGCAUGCUGCAGGAUUUCAACAAGGCCAAAAUGGUGAUUUUGCGUAUAGUACCAGGCAACCUGAUCGGGCAAGCAGUGCAUACAAUCACCAAAGUCCUAGGGGGGGUCCACCACAAACUCAUCAACAGCCCAGUGGCACUGGAUAUGGGACACACAGCUUAGGUUACAACAGCCAAAGUAACCAGCACAACUAUACUAGUAGGCAGAAUGAGUAUGGCCCUUCAGGACAAUCAUAUGAAAGGUCAGCUGGAAAUGUUCAGCAAGUCUUUCAGCAACAGAAUUAUGAUCAAAGUGGUCAUUAUACAAAUAGGCCUGGAAAUUCUGCCUCUCAGUAUACAAAUCCUAGCAGUUUCCGUAAGGAUGGUGAUGCAGGAUUUCAGCAAAGCAAUGCUUCACAAGCCUCUUGGAGUCCUUAUACCGCUAACAAAGUUGACACGCAUAGAAAUCAGCCAGGGCAUUUCAAUGUAAACACAGAUGUACAGAGCAACCGUAAUGGAAUUUAUCAAGAAAAACAUUUGGAUAAUCAACCUUUCACGUCAGGUGAGAAUAACUUGAGCAGUACACCAUAUCAAGAUAGCAGGUACCAGCAUUCACCACCUGGCAGCCUUCCAAACAAUGGAUCACCUUCUGAAGUAUCUGGUGAAGCCAGUGGCAUACCCAAAGUCACUAUUGAAGAACUGGAUAAGUUAUGUGAAGACGGUAAAAUAAAAGAAGCUCUGGAAAUUCUACCAGUGCUGCAAGAAAAAGGCAUCAUACUGCAGGCCCCUCAAUACUUUAAAUUGAUGCAAGCAUGUGCUGAUGCAUCUGCUCUUGCAGAAGCAGGACAAAUACAUCAUCAAAUAUCUCAAUCAGAACUAGCUGCUGACACAGAUGUUAACAACAGAAUUCUGGACAUGUAUGCUAAAUGUGCCUCGAUGGAAGAUGCAAAGAAAGUGUUCAGUACUAUGGUGCAGCAUGAUUUGACAUCUUGGAGCACUAUGAUCUCAGGAUUUGUGCGCAAUGGUCUUGGUGAAGAGGCAACUGAUUUUUUUGAUCAGUUUAAGCAGACGGGAAAUAAGCCAGAUCCUGGCAUGUUCACACAAGUUUUCUUGGCCUGUGGAAUUUUAGGAUCUGUCGAUGAGGGCAUGUUGCAUUUUGAAUCAAUGCAGAAGGAUUUUGGUAUAACUCCUACCAUGGAUCAUUAUGCCAGCGUUGUUAAUAUGCUUGGCCAGUCUGGGUAUCUUGAUGAAGCUCGUGAAUUUGUUGAACGGAUGCCAAUAGAACCAAGCGUAGAUGUGUGGGAAAGUUUGAUGAAUAUGUGUCGACUGAAUGGAUCUUUGGACCUGGGAGAUCGUUGUGCUCAGAUUAUCGAACGCCUGGAUCCUUCUAGGCUGAAUGAGCAGUCUAAUAUGGGUCUUUUCCCUGUAAAUGCUUCAGACCUUGCAAAGGAGAAAGAAAGGAAGAAGGCUAAUUCUGUUGAAGCCAGAAGCAAAGUUCAUGAAUACAGAGCAGGGGAUCGAACCCAUCCUGAAACCCUUAAGAUUUAUGAAGAGCUGAGGUACUUGGCGGCUCAUAUGAAGGAGGCAGGCUAUGUUGCGGAUACACGAUUUGUGCUUCACGAUGUUGAUCCAGAAAGUAAAGAGGACGCCUUGCUAGCUCAUAGUGAGAGACUCGCUGUUAGUUACGGUCUUAUAACUAGCGCUCCCCGUGCGCCUAUUCGGGUUAUAAAGAAUCUCCGCUCCUGUGGAGAUUGUCACACGGCUUUGAAGAUAAUCUCCAAGCUCGUUGGCCGUCAGAUCAUUGCAAGGGACGCAAAGAGGUUCCACCAUUUCGAAAAUGGUGUCUGCUCUUGCAAAGACUAUUGGUAAUCAGAAUGCAACGAGUCUGCAUUGUUAUCAGAUUUUGUAGGUACGAAACCACAAUAGGUUGUGUAAAUCCUAAAGGUAUGCUGUAGCCUAUGAAACAUUUAGUAAACCACAAGUUUCAUGUCAUGGACGUGCUGUAUUCUCUCUCUUCUAUGUAAUGCCUUCUUUUAGCUUUC
Lolium rigidum is the source of this 2876-nucleotide messenger RNA. Its product is annotated as pentatricopeptide repeat-containing protein At4g32450, mitochondrial-like. The record is from RefSeq and is a predicted model, not a curated record. The transcript is spliced from 2 exons. Bases 1 to 2703 code for a protein of 900 amino acids. Gene Ontology annotation, molecular function: zinc ion binding; RNA binding; protein binding. Gene Ontology annotation, biological process: RNA modification. Lineage: Eukaryota; Viridiplantae; Streptophyta; Magnoliopsida; Poales; Poaceae.